Messenger RNA from Opisthorchis viverrini, 858 nucleotides. RefSeq lists its product as hypothetical. The record is from RefSeq and is a predicted model, not a curated record. The coding region runs from base 1 to 858 and encodes 285 amino acids. The transcript is spliced from 7 exons. Lineage: Eukaryota; Metazoa; Platyhelminthes; Trematoda; Opisthorchiida; Opisthorchiidae.
AUGCGAAUCCUUGCGCUGGCAAGCAUACUACCCCGCACUGAGAACAUAAAGAGUAGUGCUGCACCCUUUUUUCACUUGUGCUUUUCACAUGAAGGACAGCCACUGACCGACAAGAACAAAACCGACCCAGGAAACUUGGGCAAGCGCCCCGAUCCUGUGUAUCAAUCCGUGAAAGCAGGUUUGUACGUUAUGACGGUACACAACUUACCGAAGGCGGGUUCCACGAUAUCAGCAUUAGUUGACGAUGUUCGAAUUGAGGGUGAGGUUCUCUGUAUUGAUGAGCCAAAGAAACUGGUUGUCAUACUGCAACAUAGUUUAGAAACCAGCUCGUCAACCGGACGUAGAGAUACCUGCGACAUAAUAUUUGCGAGAACUGAGUUCUUAAAGGAGGUAAAAAUGCUAAAAGAAGGUCCUCUGCCUAGUUUUCCGGAGCUGAGUAUCAACAAAAUAGCGGAGCGUAUACGCAAAAAUGAACGCACGCAACAGGAAAAGCAGAAAUUUUACCGGCCAGAUGUACCCCCUGAGGUACGGAAUUUAGCAGAGCAUAUAGAAAAAACUUUGUUCGAUGUAGUAUGGAGUGACCCCAACAUAGUUGUGAUGGAGCAUUCGAUCAUUAGUCCCCCAUACAAAGAGGACAACUCUGUCGUUGCAACUGCUCCCGUGUCUGCUGAAGGGUACACAGUGGACGUCACCUCCUUGUUCGCGAGUCACCUGGGUAGCCACCUAUUCAGCAACGUUCAUGAACUGGCACACUGCAUUAAGCAGUUCGAGCGAACAUCAGGAUCGUACUACAGCCGCCAAAGACUUCGUAGUCACUUGCGCCUUAAAAGUGAACCUGAUAGUUCUAUAGCUUUGUAA